Molecule: messenger RNA, 2036 nt
Organism: Ochotona curzoniae (black-lipped pika)
Lineage: Eukaryota; Metazoa; Chordata; Mammalia; Lagomorpha; Ochotonidae
Gene: ELOVL4
Product: ELOVL fatty acid elongase 4
Exons: 6
Coding region: 1-945 (314 amino acids)
Biological process (GO): sphingolipid biosynthetic process; very long-chain fatty acid biosynthetic process; fatty acid elongation, polyunsaturated fatty acid
Cellular component (GO): endoplasmic reticulum; endoplasmic reticulum membrane
Molecular function (GO): fatty acid elongase activity
Source: RefSeq, a predicted model, not a curated record
AUGGGGCUGCUGGACUCGGAGCCGGGCAGUGUCCUGAACGUGGUGUCCACGGCGCUCAACGACACCAUGGAGUUCUACCGCUGGACCUGGUCCAUCGCAGAUAAACGUGUGGAAAACUGGCCGCUGAUGCAAUCUCCAUGGCCCACGCUGAGUAUAAGCACUCUUUACCUCCUGUUCGUGUGGCUGGGCCCAAAGUGGAUGAAGGACCGAGAGCCUUUCCAGAUGCGCUCGGUGCUCAUUAUUUAUAAUUUUGGAAUGGUUUUGCUUAACCUUUUUAUCUUCAGAGAGUUAUUCAUGGGAUCAUACAAUGCAGGAUACAGCUAUAUUUGCCAGAGUGUGGAUUAUUCUAACAAUGUUAAUGAAGUCAGAAUAGCUGCUGCUUUAUGGUGGUACUUUGUAUCUAAAGGUGUUGAAUAUUUGGACACAGUAUUUUUUAUCCUACGGAAGAAAAACAAUCAAGUUUCUUUCCUUCAUGUGUAUCACCACUGUACGAUGUUUACAUUGUGGUGGAUUGGAAUUAAGUGGGUUGCAGGGGGACAAGCAUUUUUCGGAGCCCAGAUGAAUUCUUUCAUUCAUGUGAUUAUGUACUCGUAUUAUGGGUUGACUGCAUUUGGCCCAUGGAUUCAGAAGUAUCUUUGGUGGAAACGUUACCUGACAAUGUUGCAGCUGGUUCAGUUCCAUGUGACCAUUGGACACACAGCCCUGUCACUGUACACUGAUUGUCCCUUCCCCAAAUGGAUGCACUGGGCUUUAAUUGCCUAUGCAAUCAGCUUCAUAUUUCUCUUCCUUAACUUCUAUAUUCGGACAUACAAUGAGCCUAAGAAAUCAAAAACUGGAAAAACAGCCAUGAAUGGUAUUUCAGCAAAUGGUGUGAGCAAAUCAGAAAAGCAGCUAGUGAUAGAAAAUGGAAAAAAGCAGAAAAAUGGAAAAGCAAAAGGAGAGUAAACUGAACUGGGCCUUAACUGUUGUUGACAGCGAGGAAACUCCUAUGUCUUGUAAAAUUUCAGGGAAAACAGAAGCAGAGGAGGGUUUGGGGGUGGGGAGAAGAGACAAAUGUGCUCUAUGUACUAGUAACCUUUAGGCUGAGUAAAGUGUUAACUAUAAUACCCAGAUGCUUUAUUUAUGACAUUUUUAUUUUAAACAUUUUUUUUAAUUGACCUUGAUGUUGUCAAGACCAAAGCAGUCAUUACGUGACUUUGGAGGCUCUCUCCCUUGAUCACAUCUGCUUGUCUAAUGGAGGAGAUUUUUCAUGUAUCUUAUAUCCUCUCAUUCUGCAGUCUGAAUUUCAGACGAUCAAAGCAUUUAUGAAUUUUUUUUUCUGAUAAAUGACCAAUCAUCUGGUGAUUAAAAUCAGUUCCCUUACAUUUUCUGGAAAAGAAUGAGAAAUAUAGACACAUUUAAAUUUGCACAUUUGGAUUCAUUCGAUGACCAAAAGGGUCAAAUCUCUCCACCUCUAGUCAUAAUAUACCCUUUCAGUUGUAAUUAAAUUUUAAAAACCUGUUGAUCUGUGUAGAAUCUUAGAGGCUUGAUGAUGGUGGUGUUGGUGAAAAUAAGAAAGAAUUACAGUAAAAAUCCUGCCUAGUGACCAAAGGUCACUCUGACGCACGGCACCAAUCACUGUGGCUAACAGUUCCUGUGAUGAGAAGGGAGCCUUCAAUACAGUUGCUAGCAGAAAUCUAUUAUGAAAAUUGAGAUUAUUGUCUGAUGGAAACAUGAUACAGCUCAUGUCUUUCAUAGUAACAUCAUAACAUAGUUACAUUUGUGUGCUGUCAGAAGAGAGUCUGUUGAUUUUUAUCAGGCUUUCCUUGUUUUGAUUUAUGGCUGUUACUGAUUUUCAUUUGUGGAAAUAUACCUACCUCUUCUGUUGGAAAGAACAUUUAAAAUUGAAUAAAUUUUAAUUAAAAAAACAAGGAGUCCUCUAAUGUAAAUUUUAAUACAAACUUUUAAAUCUGAUGUUUCUUCUUCUUUUUUUUUUGCAAAUAUUAUUCACCAGAGAUUUCCAUUAAAGCUGUGCUUCUUUUCAAUGUGUUAAACUU